Molecule: messenger RNA, 1959 nt
Organism: Clonostachys byssicola
Lineage: Eukaryota; Fungi; Ascomycota; Sordariomycetes; Hypocreales; Bionectriaceae
Source: the annotation of a GenBank genome assembly
AUGGGUCCGGGAUCGAUCAUAGCUCUGUCCCUCGAAUGCUCAGCUGGCAUUUCUUGCUUGACCAAGAGCAAAGGCAACACCUUUGUCUGUUUUGAACUGCUCAAGCCUAUUCAAUUUAAGAUGCUAGAGCCUGAAUAUAUUCCACGCACGACGAAUACUUCGGAUGGUGCAGUUCUGGGUCUUGCCAGUGAAUGGAUACAGACAUGUUGCACUUUCCAUGAGAUUUGUCGCAAACGGGGGCCUUGCGAAUCCAACUUGCCCGCGCGCCUCAUAGAUAUUAGACACGGCAACUCCGAUACGUGGAAAUUAGUGAUAACCCGCGGUACAUCUAUGACACCGGUAGAGUACAUUGCGCUGAGCUACUGCUGGGGAGCUUCAACCCAGUUACGUCUGACAGCCAGCACCCAGGACAGCUUCACCAAGGGAAUGCCCGUCUCGGCUUUGACAAAAACUCAUCGAGAUCUUGUCACGGUGGCCAGGAGUCUCGGCAUUCGCUGGCUAUGGAUCGACGCAUUGUGCAUCCUACAAGAUUCCAAGAGCGACUGGACGCUGCAAUCGCUGGAAAUGGCCGAGAUCUACUCCAACUGCAAGUUGGCCGUUGCGGCUGCCGCGUCUUCAGACUCGCAGGGCGGACUGUUCCGCCAACGGCAAACGAAUGGCAUCUCCCCGCUGAUCCUGCGGCAGCCUAAUAGAGCAUACCUGAUGCAUGGCAGCAACUACUGGGGGGAGCACCUCGAAGACUGCUCCCCGCUCUUCAAGAGAGGUUGGGCGUUGCAAGAGCGCUUGCUGCCGAAACGUGUUCUUUACUUCUCGCACCACCAAAUCUUCUUUGAAUGCCGCUUCAACCGUGCUUGUGAAGGAUUCCCCUGCGGCGGAGUCGGUCUCUCAAACAGAUUAGAGAAUCUCAGCUUCUUUAACAGCGGGAUGGCGAGAGGCCGGGGCAUCUCAAGUCAACAUGAGCAAAGUUCAACAAGACAAGUGCGUAUAUGGAGCAGUAUGGUGAACAAGUAUCAGUCUUGCGACUUUACUUUCCCAUCGGACAAGCUUAUCGCGCUGUCUGGUGCCGUCAAGACGAUCGAGCUUCAAACGGGGGAUACAUUCCACGCUGGCCUGUGGAAAUCACGAAUUCUCUUCUAUCUUGGAUGGAAUAGUCGCGAUAGAGGGCGGUGCCGCUUACCUGAGGUCCAAACGCCCUCUUGGUCGUGGAUGUCCAUGCGCGGGACCAUCGCUUGGGAGACGGAAAUGAAGAUGAUGCUGAACAUAGAUCUAGAGAGCGCCAAAGUACCGCUCCGAGAGACUAUGCCGCUGGCUCAAGUCGUAGAUAUUUCGACGGAGAGACGGACCAACGAGGCUCAGGAUCAGCUCCGUAUUGACGGAAGUAUCCUCUUAAAAGGGUCACUUGUCAAGGCGAGACUUUUAUGCACUACCUCCGAAGCAGAAAACGGCGGAGCAGUAUUGGUGGUCACAAAGUACGGAAGGUACAUGCUCAGCGAGACACAGGAACCCAUUUACCUUUUGGAGAUGGACAUGAACCCAUGCUUGGCGGAGGCGUUCCCAGACAUCGACGCCAGUGCAAUGCCACAAGGCUCGCACUCGGCUAAUGUGGAAUUCCGCGGCUUCGAUGAAGGACAUGAGUACAACCUUUUUGGGCACAAAUUGAGCUCGAAAGAGGGAGAAACUACGUUCUUUAGGGUCAUACCAAUGGCGACAGGGGAUAUCUUUGUAUUGCCGCUCUAUGCUGGUCUUACAAAAGAAGGCUCCAUCAUGUCUGUAGUAGGGCUUAUUGUCAGUGAGAAUGCACGACUAGGUAAAAGUCGGUGCAUGGAAAGAGUCGGCAUGUUUCGGCUAGCUGCACGAGUUGGGAUAACCAAAGAAGACAUGACCAUCAGUCUAGGAGCUGACAAGCGAACAUAUCGGCUAGGAGGGACUCCAGAGCCCGUCGAUAUCACAUUGUUCUAA